Molecule: messenger RNA, 692 nt
Organism: Dromiciops gliroides (monito del monte)
Lineage: Eukaryota; Metazoa; Chordata; Mammalia; Microbiotheria; Microbiotheriidae
Product: antibacterial peptide PMAP-23-like
Exons: 4
Coding region: 71-583 (170 amino acids)
Biological process (GO): antimicrobial humoral immune response mediated by antimicrobial peptide; innate immune response; defense response to Gram-negative bacterium
Cellular component (GO): extracellular region
Molecular function (GO): lipopolysaccharide binding
Source: RefSeq, a predicted model, not a curated record
CAUUGUUAAAACUUUCUAGGGAUAUAAAUAAGGCCCUGUUGAAAGGAGAGUUAUCAGGCAAAGAAACAAAAUGGCAAGCUUCAAAAUUGUGCUUCCUCUGCUCUUUCUGGGAUUGAUUGAGGCUAAAGCCAUCCAAAACCAAGGACUGACCUACUUUGAUGCCCUGACAAUUGCUGUCACCUCUUACAAUGAAAAGACUGAUGAGAAGAAUUCCUUCUGGUUCACAGCAGCUGAAGCCCAGCCUAAAUGGGACAACCAUUCCAGAAAGCCCCACUAUCUAAGUUUCACUGUGAAAGAGACCACAUGCUUGACAACAGAAAACAUCACUCCUGUAGCAUGUGACUUCAAAGAAAAUGGGAAAGAGAAGUAUUGUCAGGGAAUCAUCAAAGCCAUCAAUGAGAAGGAAGCUGAUGUGUGGGUCAAAUGCGCACCCCUGGCAAGUCAUAAGGUUGUGCGAGCCAAAAGAGAGGUUCCCAAAAUAGUGGGAAAGAUCUUCAAAAAAGUUUUAAAGGAGGCAAUUAAGAUGACCAUUGACGAACUUAGUAAACAAAAGGAAGAUCCUGAUUCUAAGGCUAAUAAAUAAGUAGCCAUAUGGCUAGAGCACUGGGCUUGAAGUUAGGAAGACCCGAGUUCAAAUCUGAAUUCAGAAACUUACUAGCUGUGUAACCCUGGGCAAGUCACUUAAACAUGUU